UUUUAUAUAAUAAUUAAUAUUUCACUUUUCAAGGAAAUAUAUUUUUUAACUUUAUUUUAUAAAACUUAAUUAUUUUGUGUUAAAUACGAAAUAUUUUUCUCAGAUAUUUUUAUUAUGAUGUAAUCUCUCUUCUUUAAAGUUCAAUAUGCCUACCAUAGCAGAAGGAGGUCCAGAAUAUACAAAGUUAUUAUUUAACUACACUCGUAGUUGGACAGAAGAUCUUCCUAUUUGUAAAGUUUCAGGAGUUGGGUACUUAAAUCGACAAAGGUAUAAUGAAACAGGUCAAUUACGUGAAGAUAUUGAAUCUGAAGAUAUUUGUCUUAGAUGUUGCUAUGAUGAUGGAGCUAUAUGGUUAUAUGGUCUUUUUAAUGGUCAUAAUGGAGUAGUAGCUGCUCAGCUUGCUCGGGAUCGUAUUGCAGCUGAAAUUUUACUAGGAAAUCUUUCAUCUAUAGAUUUAGAUCAAAUAACAAGAGAUUUAAUUUUACAAAGUUUUGUAUCUGUAGAAGGAACUUAUCUCGAUACUAUUGACAAUAAACUACUCCAACGAGCUAGUCUCCAACUACAGCUUCCAGAAACUAUUUCCCAUUAUGAUGCUUAUCAGCAAUAUCCACAAAUUAUAGAAAAAUUAAAAGAGUUGAAUGAAGAAUUAUCUUGUGGUACUGGAGCUGCUAUAGCAAUACUUAAAAAUGAUCAUUUAUUUGUUGCUAAUGUGGGUGAAAGCAGAGUUCUUUUGUGCAAAACUGAUCAAGACAAUGUUUUAAGAGUUGUACAACUAAGCGAAGAUCAUAAUUUAAAUAAUUUAGAUGAAGUCACUAGGUUGAAAAAUCUUGGAUUACAAGUGAAUGAUGGAAAAAUUAAUGGUAGUAGAAAGAUAGGGAAUCAAACAGCUACAAGAUGCCUUUGUAAUUAUAUGAUUAAAGGAGCAUACAAAGAUUAUGAUGAGCUUAGGCUAGCAUGUUCUGAACCAAUAAUUGCUGAACCCCAUAUUAUUGGUGGAGUUCCAAUAGAUUCUUCAUAUAGAUUUAUGAUGAUUGCUUCUCCUAAUCUUUUAAAAAUACUAGAAGAAGCUACUGGGACUAAUCAAGUGAAUAAAGAGUUGGCAUUAUUGGUUGUAGAACAAUUGAGAGUGCAAUCGACUUUAACGGGUGUAGCACAAGCUGUUGUAGAUCAUAUAGCUAGAAUUCAUCAUGAUACCUAUGAAGCACAAGGUAAUAUUGCUGGUGCAAUACGACCAAAUAUUAUGUUAGUGGUUCGUAAUUUCAAUUUUGCAAUGCCAAACGCUAUUACAGAACAGCAACACAGUUGGAAUAGUUCAUAUGAUCAAGAUACUGCCAUAAAUUUAACUGAAACAAAUACUUCAACUACAACUGAUCCAUCAAGUAGUUCAACUAAAAAAAUAUUGCCUUAUGUAGAUUUUAGUGAAUUCAAUUUCAAUGUAGAAAAAGCUAAUUUAAAAGGUACAUUGCCUCCUAACAUUAACUUUUUCUAUUAAUACUUUUAUGCAAUUAAUAUUGUGUACACUUAUUAGUCAUUUUUUUUUACCAUUGAUUUAAUGUUAUAAUUUAUAUAAUGAAAAAUAAUUA
Messenger RNA from Daktulosphaira vitifoliae (grape phylloxera), 1583 nucleotides. RefSeq names its product TGF-beta-activated kinase 1 and MAP3K7-binding protein 1-like. The transcript has 8 exons. Gene Ontology annotation, biological process: protein dephosphorylation. Lineage: Eukaryota; Metazoa; Arthropoda; Insecta; Hemiptera; Phylloxeridae. The record is from RefSeq and is a predicted model, not a curated record. Gene Ontology annotation, molecular function: protein serine/threonine phosphatase activity. Bases 146 to 1492 code for a protein of 448 amino acids.